CUGAUUAAGCAAGGAGAAGGCACACGAGGAGCCUUAAGGAAAAAGCAGGAACGAAAAGAGACUGCUGAGCAGACGUGAGUGACCAGGUUCGUGGAGGUGUUUAAUCCAGACGCUCCAGAGGACUUGAGAGUGACUUCCAUAUGUGUGUGAGUGAACUACUCCGCAGGUGAAGACGUCGGGAGGCUGGCGGCUAAAGCAGAAGCUAGUGGCUCACAGGACCGGACUAGUUGGCAGCCCGCCAACUGUUGCGUCCGUGACUGUGGGGACAGAUCGUGGAGCUGCAGACGAGGCGUGAGCACCGCAACUUGGGCAGUGACGGGUCUUUGGUUUCCUCGGGCUGGAUUUUCUCUUGCAAUCACCUGUUCUUCAGCCUUCAGCCAGUGGGCAGGAGGAUACAGUCCUGACCAAUUGAUGCAGCAGCAAAAAGGAGAGAAACUGUCAGAUUUCCUUCGACGCCUGGAAAGGUCUCUAGCCAAGGUCAUCCAACGAGGUGGUCUUCCUGCCAGCUGCAUGGAUCGAGCCCGUCUGGAGCAACUGCUAAGAGGUGCUAUCGCUUCAGACCUGAUGUUGAUUCAGCUGCGUUUGAGAGAAAGGAAGGCUGCGCCCCCAAGCUUUCUACAGCUUUUGACUGAGAUUCGUGCUGAAGAAGAGUAUGAAACUUCUAGAAAGAAGCUCAGCGCCUCAGUACACCAAGUGCAUGCUAACCCAGAAGUGGAUACAAGGCAAGCAGAGAUUCAGAGUUUAAAGGCGGAAAUAAAAGAACUGAAAUCAAUGGUUGCAUCAGUGGUGACCCAAUACACUCCUGUCAAAGAGGAUUACAGAGAGGCUACACCUGUCAAUGCACCGCCUGGCCCUGAGAACCGGCAAGACGCUGAGCUGGCUGCUUUGAAAAAACAGUUGAAAAGAUUAAAGCAGAAAACUAGUAACAAGAUGUCUGAGCAGGAUGCUGCAGUUUCGACCAUGGAGGCUUCCAAAUCGUUCUCCAACUCACCCAAAGGGACACCGAAAAAGUCAGAGGAGAAUUUCUGCUACAGGUGUGGUGAGAGCGGACAUUUUGCCACCAAGUGCCACAACCCUGAAAACCAAGCCAAGGUUAUUAGAAAGCUAAUUCACGCUUUAAAGAUGACAAAAGACGAACAGCGGUCUAGCGGUUCCGCCCCCAGUGAAGUAAACUGUGGGGUCAAGAAAAGUGCAGUUACCUCAUCUGAGCCGGAUGGCAUCCCUGAAGGCUUGAUUGGUCCACCUAGCAUCGUACCUGUGAAAAUAAAUGGACAUGACUGUGACGCCUUGUUUGAUAGUGGCUCACAGGUCACCAUCAUUUUCGAGUCUUGGUACCAAACUUACCUGUCAGAUGUUCCCAUACGCCCUGUGUCUGGUUUAGCUCUGUGGGGAUUAAGUGAAUCCGAGGGCAGUUAUCCCUACCGUGGAUACGUGGUGGUCGACGUUGAAUAUCCAGCAAAGGUUGCAGGUGCCGACCAGACAGUGACUAUUCUCGCUCUUAUCUGCCCCCAGCCCCGAACUGCAGACCAGACUCCUGUUAUUGUUGGGACCAAUGCCAGUCACAUUCGACGUCUUGUACAACAAAGUAAAGACAACGGCAUUGACAUCACACAGACACUGGGGAUACGGUGUUACAGAGACAUUAAUCAAACCUCGACAAACACAACCACAGCCUUGGAAGAGAAAGGUGACAUCGGCUGUGUGUUGUGGCAAGGUCCUGGCCCCCUGACGCUGCCCCCUGGUGGUGACUGUAGUGCAGUCUGUAAAGUCGAGUACAAACACCAAGUCGACAAACAGAUCCUGAUGGUGGACUCAUCUCCCCUCACGCCACUCCCGGCUGGUGUGCUACUUCAGCCAAUGGUGGUGCCCAGCGAAGACGUGAAUGUCAGCCAGUUCAGAAUCUUGGUCCAAAAUGAGUCCAUGUCAGAGACAGUCAUACCAGUGGGAACAGUUAUUGGGCACAUGUAUCUGACGGAUGCAGUUACUCACCUCUCUCCAUCCAAGACUGUUGACAUCGAGUUUGAUCCAAACCUGAUUAACUUUGGAGACUCGCCUGUCUCAGAGGAGUGGAAACAGAGACUCCGUCAGAAGCUAUCCACAAGGUCUCAGGUGUUCUCGCUUCAUGAAUGGGAUGUUGGAUUGGCGAAGGGAGUAGAGCACAUGAUCCGGAUGUCAGAUCCACGGCCAUUCAGGGAGCGCUCGCGUCGCCUGGCCCCAGCUGACCUGGAAGACGUGAGAAAGCACCUCCAGGAACUGUUGCGUGCAGGGAUCAUCAAAGAGUCUCGUAGUCCCUAUGCAUCCCCAAUCGUGAUUGUUCGCAAAAAGACUGGAGCUGUGAGAAUGUGUAUCGAUUACAGAUUGUUGAACAGCCGAACAAUCCCCGACCAGUACACAACACCCUGCAUCGAUGAUGUCUUGGAUUCGAUGACCGGGAGCAAGUGGUUCUCCGUUCUUGAUCUGCGGAGCGGUUAUUACCAGAUUGCCAUGGCUGAGGAGGAUAAGGAGAAGACGGCAUUCAUCUGUCCACUGGGGUUCUUUCAGUUCGAAAGGAUGCCGCAGGGGAUAACUGGAGCCCCAGCCACAUUCCAGAGAUUAAUGGAGAAAGCUGUGGGUGACAUGAAUCUGCUGGAAGUCCUUGUUUACCUCGGCGACCUGAUUGUAUUUGGCCGAACUUUAGAAGAGCAUGAAGAGAGGCUUCUUAAAGUUCUGGAUCGCCUGGCAGAGGUUGGAUUAAAAAUCUCGUUCGACAAAUGCCAGUUCUGUCUCCCAAAGGUAAAGUACCUUGGACACAUUGUCUCGGCAGAUGGAGUAUUGCCUGACCCCUCCAAGAUAGAGGCAGUUACCACGUGGCCACAGCCUACGCACCUGAAGGCUCUUCAAUCCUUUUUAGGAUUUUGCGGAUAUUAUCGCCGUUUCAUUGCCAAUUACGCGGCUAUCGUCAGGCCAUUGUCAGAGCUCACAAAGGGUUAUGCUCCGACCCAGAGGAGUAAGAAACCUGAGAAAGACAACACAAAGACUUACCUCAAACAGUCUGAGCCGUUUGGUGAGCGAUGGGACCAGUCCUGCACAGAGGCUUUCCACAAAAUUAUCCACUGCCUUACCCAUGCACCAGUGUUGGCCUUUGCGGAUCCCAACAAGUCAUACGUCCUGCAUGUAGACGCCAGCUUCAAAGGGCUUGGCGCCGUCCUAUAUCAGGAGCACAGCGAGGGUCUGAGGCCAGUUGCCUUCGCUAGCCGGAAGCUGAAGACAUCUGAGAGGAACUAUCCCGUUCACCAGCUGGAGUUCCUGGCCCUUAAGUGGGCGGUUGUGGAUAAAUUCCAUGAUUAUUUGUAUGGGGUCAGAUUCACAAUACGUACGGACAACAACCCGCUUACGUAUGUGCUGACGACCGCCAAGCUUAGUGCGGUGGGGCACCGAUGGCUCUCAGCCUUAUCCACCUACGACUUUGAUGUUCAGUACCGACCAGGCAAACACAACAUAGACGCAGACCUGCUCUCCAGGAACAUGCCUGAUGAGACUUCCGAGGAAUGGACCACCAUACCACAGUCCGGUGUGAGAUCCAUCUGCAAGCGAAUCUGGAUCCCUGGUACUGUGGGCAGUCCACCAAGUUAUAUAGAUCAGUUGGGAGUUUCUUCUGAAUGUGUGCCUGAUGUUUUUGCAUUCCCGACUCACCUAGAGUUGAAGUCCUUGGAGCAGAUGUCUCAGCAGGAGCUGAGAGAAGCUCAAGAGGAUGAUGUAGCCAUCCGACAUGCCAUUCAAGCUGUUAAAAAUGGAAAAUGGCCUGAAGGAAAUGGAUCCAGUCUAGAAAGUUUCCGUCUCAAGAAAGAGAUGGGAAAGCUAAUGAUGAAGGACGGGCUACUACAUCGUCUAAGCAAGCGGCCCUCUGGAGCAGAACUAACUCAACUUGUCUUGCCAAGUGGGUUCAAAGAACUGGUGUUGAAAGCCACACACGAUGAUCUAGGACACCUGGGUAUUGAAAGAACCACAGACUUGUUGAGGAGCCGAUUCUUUUGGCCGAAGCUUGCAAACGACGUUGAGCAGUACAUAAAGAACUGUGGAGCAUGUGUUACGCGAAAGACCCCUUGUCAUAGGGCAGCACCUUUGCAUCACAUUACAAGCAGUGGACCAAUGGACCUCGUGUGCAUUGAUUUUCUUUCAAUGGAACCAGAUUCUACAGGCAUCGGAAAUGUUCUGGUGGUGACGGAUCAUUUCACCCGUUAUGCACAGGCGUUCCCUUCCCGAAAUCAGAAGGCGCAAACAGUGGCGAAGAUUCUGGUGGACAAGUACUUCCUGCAUUAUGGUCUGCCAGCAAGAAUCCACUCGGAUCAAGGGAGAGACUUUGAAAGUCAUUUGAUCAAAGAGCUUCUGAAGAUGAUGGGAAUCCGGAAAUCCCGGACUACUCCUUACCACCCGCAAGGAGAUCCACAGCCAGAAAGAUUCAAUAGAACUCUUCUUUCCAUGCUGGGAACCCUGGGUUGUGAGAAGAAGAAACAGUGGAGCAAACAUGUUGGUUACCUGGUUCAUGCAUACAACAGCACCAAAUGUGACGCUACAGGGUAUUCACCCUAUUUCUUGAUGUUUGGCCGAGAAGCAAGACUUCCCAUAGACUUGUGUUUUGGAACCUCUCCUGAUGGCGAAACUCCUGGUUGCCAUUCUCGCUAUGUAGCCAAGCUGAAAGAUGACUUGGAGAGGGCUUACAAACUUGCUGCUGACACAGCCUACAAGACACAUCAGAGGAACAAAAGGUCCUAUGACAAAAGAGUUGGAUUUCAAACCCUGGAGAUCGGUGACAGAGUGUUACUCAGGAACUUGGGUUUGAAAGGAAAACACAAACUGGAAAGUCGUUGGAGUUCUAUCCCUUACGUGGUGUUAGGAAAGAUGCCCAACCUUCCAGUGUACAAAGUGAAACCGGAAGAUGGAAGAGGAGGAGUCAAAACUCUCCAUCGUGAUCACCUCCUUCCAAUUGGACAGUUUGUAAGAAUGCCGACAGUGGAUGUGGAGGACAAGUCACAUGUCAAGACAAGAACAAAAACAAGAUCUGAGACACAAAAGAGAUCAAAGAAAGUCUUACCUGAAGUACAGGAAGAUCUUCAAGAGAUGCAAGAGAGCAUGGAUUCAUCUUCAGAAAUGGAGUAUUAUGGAUCUGAAAAACCAUACAGUACUUACCUGAAAGAAAUCCUGGAAAGAGAAAGACAAACGGCUGUACAGUCACACCUCAUCCAGGAUGAUGCUGAUUCUUCUUCACCGUCAGAUGGAAAUCCUGCUGGAGACAGUUUGUCGGAGGAGGAAAGUGUGGAAGAGGAACCCGAUGGUGUGAGAGAAGAGGAUGGUGAUCAAGAUUCAGAGGAAGAAAGUGAUCCAGAGUCUGAUAACCCUUGCUACGAUAAGCACCCAGAGACUGUCACUAAGACAAAAGAGAGUAGCAAACCUGAAAACCGUCCAAAAAGAAAAAUAAAACCAGUCAUCAGGUUAACUUAUGACGAGCCUGGUAGAGCUACAGAUCAGCCUCUCACUAUUGUACAUAGAGGAGUUGUCAUUAAGAUUGGCAAGAGUUAAGUUAAAC
Messenger RNA from Cololabis saira (Pacific saury), 5563 nucleotides. RefSeq lists its product as uncharacterized. Lineage: Eukaryota; Metazoa; Chordata; Actinopteri; Beloniformes; Belonidae. The coding region runs from base 412 to 5556 and encodes 1714 amino acids. Gene Ontology annotation, biological process: proteolysis; DNA integration. Gene Ontology annotation, molecular function: aspartic-type endopeptidase activity; nucleic acid binding; zinc ion binding. The transcript is spliced from 2 exons. The record is from RefSeq and is a predicted model, not a curated record.